Molecule: messenger RNA, 5329 nt
Organism: Pungitius pungitius (ninespine stickleback)
Lineage: Eukaryota; Metazoa; Chordata; Actinopteri; Perciformes; Gasterosteidae
Gene: kcnh1b
Product: potassium voltage-gated channel, subfamily H (eag-related), member 1b
Exons: 12
Coding region: 275-3142 (955 amino acids)
Biological process (GO): regulation of membrane potential; potassium ion transmembrane transport
Cellular component (GO): plasma membrane
Molecular function (GO): delayed rectifier potassium channel activity
Source: RefSeq, a predicted model, not a curated record
GGAGAGAGAGAGAGGGAGAGGGAGAGGGGGACAUGUUAAGAGAGAGAGACCGUAUGGCAGCAUGGGAGAGAGAGAGGGACACGACGAGAGAGUAAGAGAGAGUGAGAGGAGAGAGUGAACGAGAGAGAGAGAGAGAGGCUCCCACUCCUCCUCCUCCUCCUCUUCCUCCUCCUCCCCCUCCUCCUCCUCCUCGCGCGCGGGGCUCGUGCAGCAUCAGAUAUGUGAGUGGCGGGAAGCAGCUCUUGCCUCGCGCUCUGUCUCGCGCUGCGGGAGGAUGGCGGGAGGACGGCGGGGUCUCGUGGCCCCUCAGAACACGUUCCUGGAGAACAUCGUCCGCCGGUCCAACGUUUGGACAUUAUCACAUAGACAGACAGACACCAACUUCGUGCUGGGGAACGCUCAGAUCGUGGACUGGCCGAUCGUCUACAGCAACGACGGCUUCUGCAAGCUGUCGGGUUACCACCGGGCCGAGGUCAUGCAGAAGAGCAGCACCUGCAGCUUCAUGUACGGGGAGCUGACGGACAAGGACGUAGCGGAGAAGGUUCGGCAGACCUUCGAGAACUACGAGAUGAACUCGUUCGAGAUCCUCAUGUACAAGAAAAACCGGAUGCCGGUUUGGUUUUUCGUGAAGAUCGCCCCCAUCAGGAACGAGCAGGACAAAGUGGUCCUGUUUCUCUGCACCUUCAGUGACAUCACCGCCUUCAAGCAGCCCAUCGAGGACGACUCUGUAAAAGGUUGGGGUAAAUUUGCCCGUCUGACUCGAGCGUUGACCAGCAGCCGGGGGGUUCUCCAGCAGCUCGCCCCGGCCGUCCAGAAGGGAGAGAACGUCCACAAACACUCGAGGCUGGCCGAGGUCCUGCAGCUGGGUUCGGACAUCUUGCCUCAGUACAAACAGGAGACCCCCAAGACGCCGCCGCACAUCAUCCUGCACUACUGCCUCUUCAAGACCACGUGGGACUGGGUCAUCCUCAUCCUCACCUUCUACACCGCCAUCAUGGUGCCCUACAACGUCUCCUUCAAGACCAAGCAGAACAACGUCACCUGGCUGGUGGUGGACAGCAUCGUGGACGUCAUCUUCCUCGUCGACAUCGUCCUCAACUUCCACACCACCUUCGUGGGGCCGGCCGGCGAGGUCAUCUCCGACCCCAAGCUCAUCCGCAUGAACUACGUCAAGACGUGGUUCGUCAUCGACCUGCUGUCCUGCCUGCCUUAUGAUGUCAUCAACGCCUUCGAGAACGUCGACGAGGGCAUCAGCAGCCUCUUCAGCUCCCUCAAAGUGGUCCGCCUGCUGCGCCUGGGUCGCGUGGCCAGGAAGCUGGACCACUACAUCGAGUACGGCGCCGCCGUCCUGGUGCUGCUGGUGUGCGUGUUCGGCCUGGCGGCCCACUGGCUGGCCUGCAUCUGGUUCAGCAUCGGGGACUACGAGGUGAUCGACGAGGACACCAACAGCGUGCGCAUGGACAGCUGGCUCUUCCUGCUGGGGGAGACGGUGGGCACGCCGUACCGCUUCAACGCCUCGGGCACGGGCCGCUGGGAGGGGGGGCCCAGCAAGGACUCGGUCUACAUCACCUCGCUGUACUUCACCAUGACCAGUCUGACCAGCAUCGGCUUCGGGAACAUCGCGCCCAACACGGACGGGGAGAAGAUCUUCGCCGUGGCCAUGAUGAUGAUCGGAUCGCUGCUGUACGCCACCAUCUUCGGUAACGUCACCACCAUCUUCCAGCAGAUGUACGCCAACACCAACCGCUACCACGAGAUGCUCAACAGCGUGAGGGACUUCCUCAAACUCUACCAGGUCCCCAAAGGCCUCAGCGAGAGGGUGAUGGACUACAUCGUGUCCACCUGGUCCAUGUCCAGAGGCAUCGACACCGACAAGGUGCUGCAGAUUUGUCCCAAGGACAUGCGGGCGGACAUCUGCGUCCACCUCAACAGGAAGGUGUUCAAGGAGCACCCGGCGUUCCGGCUGGCCAGCGACGGCUGCUUGCGCGCCCUCGCCAUGGAGUUCCAGACCGUGCACAGCGCGCCGGGCGACCUCAUCUUCCACGCCGGGGAGAGCGUGGACAGCCUCUGCUUCGUGGUGUCGGGGUCACUGGAGGUCAUCCAGGACGACGAGGUGGUGGCCAUUUUGGGUAAAGGCGACGUGUUCGGCGACGUCUUCUGGAAGGAGAUGACGCUGGCUCAGUCCUGCGCCAACGUGCGAGCGCUGACCUACUGCGACCUCCACAUCAUCAAGCGCGACGCGCUGCAGAAGGUUCUGGAGUUUUACGCCGCCUUCGCAAACCACUUCGCCAGGAACCUGGUGCUCACCUACAACCUGAGGAAGAGGAUUGUUUUCCGGAAGAUCAGCGACGUGAAGCGUGAGGAGGAGGAGAUGUUGAAGCGGAAGAACGAGGCUCCCCUGAACCUCCCCCCGGACCACCCCGUCCGCCGCCUCUUCCAGCGCUUCCGGCAGCAGAGGGAGGCGCGGCUGGCGGCCGAGCGCGCCGACGUGGAGCGGGCCGCGGUUCCCCCGGGGGCGCCGCCAGGUCCCCGGAUCCUGGCCUCCACCCGCAUAGACAUGGUGACCGAGUGCCCGGCCACGCCCACCGCCGCCGCCGCCUCGUCCAAGCCCUCGAGCCGCGUCAUGCUGCACGCGCCCGCCGCCCCCCCGAACGCGAACGCCGUGGGCUGCAAGUCGGCGGAGCCGCCCAAAGCCCGCGGCUGGGGCCGCUUCCGGGAGACGGUCGGGAAGGCCGAGUCCUGGAGCAGCGUCUCCAAGGCCGAGUCCAUGGAGACGCUGCCCGACCGGACCAAGUCCCAGGACGGGACGCCCCUCAAGAAGACGGACUCCUGCGACAGCGGCAUCACCAAGAGCGACCUGCGGCUGGACGACGCCGGCGAGCGGAGCCCCGUGCGCUGCGAGGAGAAGGCGGACCCCGGCGCGGCGCCGGAGGCGGGCAGCGGCGCGGCACAGGCCGCCUCCUUCCUGGAGCUGAAGCAGGAGCUGAGGGGAGACAUCCGCUCGCUGAACGGCCGCAUGGCGGCGCUGGAGUCCCAGCUGGCCGAGAUGCUGCGACUCCUCAAGUCGCGGAAGUCCUCGGGCUCCUUCUUCGAGAUCUCGCGGCCUCCGUCCCCGGACUCGGACAGGGACAGCUUCUCCUAAGCAGGGCGCGGUGAAGGUCACGUGGAGGUCGCGGACCCAAGUGAUGACGAGGCAGAUUUGACCUUCAUGGUCCUCGCUGGGGGGGGGGGGGGGGGCCUUUUGACCUUCAUUUAAUUUCAGCAAUAAUGAAACACGGCUUUAACUUUUGUUCAUUCUGAACACUGUGAUGAAGGAAACCGCCUCAAAGGGUCGAGGCGAUCGAUCAAAUCUUUAAAUCCGACACUAAACUAAUGUCACCCCUUCACCUUUUUCCUAACGGCUGCAUGAUGUCACAUCUGAAGCAACGUGACGCUUUGACUAUGAACCGUGUGUCUCUGAUGUUUUUAUAUCCAGAAUGAAUGUGAAAGAUUCGAUGCGUCACGAUGACAUGAUUUUUCUAUUUGAACUGAGUCCCAGUCGGUUCGGCUCAGGAUGGUGCUCGCAGGGUUAGAACUCCUCCAGUGAUCUGAUUGGGUGAUUGAUGAUGAUGAUUUAAAUACAUACUGAGUCCCGGUGUAAACGUGCUCUUUGAUCCCAGCGCUUCUAAGAGAGGCUUCAUUUACGACUUCACUAUAAAUGACUACAUGAAAUGUGACGCAUGGGGUGAAGGGGAGGACUUUUUUAAAUCUUCCUUCAUUACGUUCACUCGUGCGCCUUUGAUCCGCCUUCCUUCACGGCACUUUCCUCCUCUCACUGUGAAGCUCCACCGUCUCUCACUCCUCCUGAAGGUCCUCCCCAGAGCUUCUUUGUGGGCCCAUGUGACUCGUCACUCCCCCCCUCUGUGCGUGUUCUCAUCUCAGUGUCUCGUUGUCGGGGGGGGGGGGGGGGGUGGAUAACAUCUGCAGUGUUUAAUGUUUUGCUUUUCAAACUCCAUUGACGGCUCGGCGUUAAAUUACAUGUAGCCACUAGGGGGCAGCACGUGUCACACGCUAACACUUGCAAACCUGCGAAAUGUUUCAGCGUGCAAACAUCGGCAUAAAUAUCCCACAAUGCAAUGCUGUAAUGACGUCCGCGUCCAUAAUGGCGUCUGUCAUGUGUGAUGCGUGAUGCCCCAAAGUAGGUGUGGCUGAGAUGUUUCUGUGUUGGAGGUGAAAUGUCCCGUGGGGGGUCGGAGGUCAUCGUCUCUCCGCUGCAAUCGGCUGAAUGCGUCCGUCGGGUCUUCAUUGAUCUUCUUUGGGCUUUUCUUUGUCUGCCUCCAGCAAAGCAAACCGCAACCACUUCAUUCCUCAGCUGCUCGCAACUUUUGACCCAAAAUCUGUCGACUUUGGGUCCAAAGUGGAGGAAGAAAUCGUGAUGCCUAAAGUCAUUGUUUUCUUUAAACAACCUUAUUUAUGAGCUCACAGAAUUUUUAUUUUUUUUCACCCGAUUUUGCACUUGAUAUUGACGAAUAAACGUUAUUUUUGUAAGUAUAUAAAGUUCUGCCGCUUUUUAUCAUCCACAAACAAAGCGAAAGGAAGCGUCGGAUGCUUCCUUCCUGUCGUCAUGACGACGAGUUUGCUUCCAUCCCGACGUCCCCCGUGUUGGUGUGAUUAUAAUAAUGCGUCAUAAUAAUAUGCAAUUAUUUAUCGAUGUCUGCUGCUUGCGCCGAGGGACGGGUCGCUGCGCCGUGGUACCGCGCCGGUCUCACGGCGUCCCAUGAGCCUCGCUGGUACCCGCCACUGAUGCACUUUGCUCGUCUCUGCAUGACGCUCGUAACCUGAGUGCUUAUUUUGCCUCGCUUUCUCUGAGGAAGGAAGGUUCCGUUGUCCUUUGACCCUUGACCCCCCUCUCCGCCGCGGGUCACAUGUAUGUAGCGUCUUGGUCCAUGUCUCACGUGCACCUCUGGAGGACGGGGGACGCAACCACCGAUGUGUAGUCUCACCUCUGAGAAACUGUAUCAGCACAAAGCGUUUCUAAAGGGAACGACGCCAAUAAAUGAUUUGAUACUUUGUACUUUGCUCCCUUUGGUCUCCUUUGACGUUCAUAAAAGACGUGGUUUAGAUAAACGUCUUCUAAACGUCCGUCCAGCCUCGUCCGGGGAGGACGGAGUAUUUCAACGAGACCAUCUGACGGAAAACUCCCCAGGACCCGUCGGCUUGGUUUAUUACUCCUUCAGUUUCCCUCCUGGUCGCUCACAGCUGACCUUGAAGCUCACGCUUCGGCCCCCGCUGACACCAACAAACCCCCCCCCGUUUGCGUCUCAUUGCACUGGUACACAAACACGGGGGG